This is a messenger RNA of Struthio camelus australis, 2031 nucleotides long. Lineage: Eukaryota; Metazoa; Chordata; Aves; Struthioniformes; Struthionidae. The record is from RefSeq and is a predicted model, not a curated record.
AUGUCUGCAGCCACGUUUCAGCGGGGUCUGAGGCGCUGCACCGCGCUGCGCAGGCUCGCUCGGGGCCAUUGGGUGCUGUCAUUUAUCAUCUUUAUCUGCUGUAUUGCAUCUUCAGCUGCCUCUUUCAUGAUAGCACCGCUCUUAGAAUUUCUGGUGGCAUUGUUUCUUUUUUUUGCCUAUGCCUCUAAACUUAAUGAGAAGUUUAAAGGACUCUACUGGCCUUUGAUGGAUUUCUUGCGGUGUGUCACUGCUGCUAUUAUUUACUUUGCCAUCUCAAUUGCUGCCGUCUCAAAAUACACUGACAGAGCAUCCAAAGCAGCCGGAGUGUUUGGAUUUAUAGCCACGAUAGUGUUUGCCAUUGAUUUCUACAUAACCUUCAAUGACCUGGUUACAUUUCUCAAACAAGACACUUCUAGUCCCCCUGAAGGGCACAAGUCAGACGGUAGGUAAAAUGCCCCAUUUUGGUUAUACAAGCAUGUAACACGAGACUUUCCUGUACUUCACACUUCAUGGGGGUGCAAGGGCUCUCAAACUUAGUAAGAACAAUUUGUGCUCUUGGUUACCUAAACCUUAUAUGCCUCAACUAUGCCGUAUUAUGAAGCUGUUCAGUCUAAAACAUAACAACUGGAAUUUUACUGAUUUAACAAGAUACUAGCAAGCUGAGAAUUUGAAGUAUAGUUUCUCAUGGAGUUUUGUUGCAUCUGAUUUUGAAAGCCCCUAAAUCCAAUUACAUAAAUUAUUCUGCAACACAGACUUUUUUCCUCGCAUCAAAAUGUCUUAGUCUAGAAAUAAACAAAAAUCUACCUUUUUCUUUUUAAGAAACAUUUCAUUGAGUAACUUAAUAAUUAGCAUCCACUAGUCCAGGUCUUUAAUAUCCAAUAGCUGUUUUCUCUUUAUUGUAUUAUUACAAUUAAUUCAAUGUCACGUUUUACCCAUCUGUGGACAAAUAGCCUUGAAAUCUAAAGGCCACACUUAGAAAUUUGGCAACAGUUCCUUUUAUACUUUCUCACACAGGAGGUACAGACUACCUCAAAUCAGACAGAUCCACUCAGACAAAGCUGAAAAGAAGAUCAGCCGUUAUGUAGAAAUUUACACUUGAAUUCUAACCCAUUUCAAGUGAAGUCAGAACAGAGCAGUACCUAUGAGUCAAAAUCAUACAUCAUGUCCCUGUAAUACUACAGGCUGCAUAAAGGCAGAUCUAAAAGAUUGCUCUUAACUUAAAAAAACAAACAAGAAAUGUACACAGAAUCCUAGAGGGUAUACAGUAAUGUUAACAGUCUUUUCUAGAUAUUUUAGUAGUCAGUUAAAUGCUUUGUAAGCUUUAGGCCAAAAAAAGAGAUUAAGGGAAGAAUUACAGGAACAGACCAUAGGAACAGGCUGUUAGGAAGACUAAAAACUUAUCUCUACAAAUUGCACUCACUACAGAGCAGGAUCAGGCUCACUAGGGAAUAAAAUUAGGUUGAAGAUUAGGUCUUAUGUGCCUGAACAUGGAGAGAGAAAUAUAUCAACUCACAAAUAGGUAGUCAUGAGCUUUAUGUCAGUGAUUUGACAAUGAAAGGAGGACUCUGCCCUGCAGCGCUGUUCCUCUGGCACAAAACUCACGUUCCUGCUGCGGUUCCCAACUGCAGAGGCAAGAAAACUCUAACUUCCUUGGCAACUCAGUCUCAAGCUCAGGCAGGAUGUACCUCUAUAGGCCCAUCAGGAUUUCUUAACAUCUUAAAACUUCUGGCUUUCAGAUACGUUUAACUGGCAGCGUGCAGCUGUGCCCAACAGCAAGCAGCAGAAUUCUGGUACAGGAAGCAUGUCUUAAGCAGACUUCCUUGUGGUGGCUGUGCUAACAAUAUCUUUGCAACUCCUUUCAUUUGAACAGUUAUCCUCCAUGUUGUAGCAGUCUGAGAUUAAGCGCUUCUCAGCAUCGUUUCCCGAGUCCUUUGAAAUAACAUUUAAAGCCACAUCAUGUUAGAAUGGUCAUUUUAUAAGCCUUUUCCUAAAUAUGCAAUGUCCUUUGAAACAGACACCCAAGAAAGAGCA